GGCGGUCUAAUCUUACGCUGUGGCCAGGGCCCCGGAAUCUGCUUUCGGAGCUGUUGCUCCUCUCGGUUCGGAGCUGGGGGCCACGGUGGGCGAGCGAUGCGAGACGGCGGGCCACUGGGGCGAGCCUGGCUGGCGCUGCUCCUCAUGGCCGCUGGAGCGGGAGGCUGGGGCGAGCCGGGCUGGCGCUGCUCCUCAUGGCCGCUGGAGCGGGAGCGAGGCCGCGGCCCGGCGCCCACGGGGAGCAGUCCCGAUCUAACGUGGUGCUGGUGGCCUGCGACUCCUUGGAUGGACGUUUGACAUUUUUUCCAGGAAAUCAGACUGUGAAUUUACCUUCCAUAAAUUUUAUGAAAAGACAUGGCACUGUCUUUCUCAAUGCCUACACCAACUCUCCAAUUUGUUGUCCUUCCCGCGCAGCUAUGUGGAGUGGUCUUUUCACUCAUUUAACAGAAUCUUGGAAUAACUUCAAAGGUCUAGAUCCAGAUUAUGUAACAUGGAUGGAUCUCAUGGAGAAGCAUGGCUACCGUGCACAGAAGUUUGGGAAAUUGGACUUUACCUCUGGACAUCAUUCAGUAAGUAACCGUGUGGAAGCUUGGACUAGGGAUGUUAAGUUCCUGCUCCGACAAGAAGGAAGACCCAUGGUGAAACUUACAGGUCAUAGGAAGCAGUUUAGAGUGAUGGAAACAGAUUGGCGGAAUACUGAUCAAGCAGUAAAUUGGAUAAAGGAAGAAGCAGUUAACUUCACUCAACCAUUUAUUCUAUACUUGGGACUAAAUUUACCACACCCAUAUCCAUCACCCUACGCGGGAGAAAAUUUUGGUGCCUCUACAUUUUUAACAUCUCCCUAUUGGCUUGAAAAGGUAAAUUAUGAAGCUAUUAAAAUACCCAAGUGGUCUUCUCUUUCAGAGAUGCAUCCAGUAGACUAUUACUCAUCAUACACCAAGAAUUGCACAGGAGAGUUUUCAAAAGAAGAAGUGAGAAAUAUUAGAGCAUUUUAUUAUGCUAUGUGUGCAGAGACAGAUGCCAUGCUGGGUGAGAUUAUUUCAGCUCUGCGAGAUACUGGACUUCUUGGAAAAACCAUCAUUAUAUUCACUGCAGAUCAUGGAGAACUUGCUAUGGAACACCGUCAGUUCUAUAAAAUGAGCAUGUAUGAGGGAAGUUCUCAUGUUCCUCUUUUAGUCAUGGGGCCAGGUGUAAGAGAACAGCAGCAAAUACCAAAUGUAGUGUCUCUUGUGGAUAUAUAUCCUACUAUGCUUGAUAUAGCAAGAAUUCCUGUCCCACAGAACCUCAGUGGAUAUUCUCUUGUACCACUGCUACAUGAAGAAGCUGAGAGCGAAGCGUCGCGCAGAGGACCUCGGCCCUCGUGGGUGCUGAGCGAGUUCCACGGGUGCAAUGUGAAUUCCUCUGCGUAUAUGCUGAGAACUGGCAAGUGGAAAUACAUCACAUACUCAGAUGGCUCUUCAGUACCACCCCAGCUCUUUGACCUUACUGCUGAUCCAGAUGAGCUUACAAAUGUUGCCAUAAAAUUCCCAGUAACUGUACAUUCCUUGGACAAAAUACUUCGCUCCAUAGUUAACUACCCAAAGGUUUCUUCUUCUGUUCAGGAGUAUAACAAACAACAGUUUAUCAGUUGGAGACAAAGUUUGGGUCACAAUUACUCAAGUGUUAUUGCAAACCUUAGGUGGCAUCAAGACUGGUUAAAGGACCAAAAAAAGUAUGAGAAUGCAAUUGACGAGUGGCUUGGGGAUGUUGAUGCUCUUCAGGGCAUUCCUUAUAGGUGUUGAUUUUUGACUGGAUGGAUUGGGAUGGAUAGGCACCCUUCCCCAACAAAUCUAAUUUAAAGCCCUCUCCAGGAGUCUGGCAAGUCACUGACCAAAGAUGCUUUUUUCCCCUGCUUUGUCAGAUGGGCCCCAUUGCUGCCAAGAAACCAGAGC
Molecule: messenger RNA, 1931 nt
Organism: Ficedula albicollis (Collared flycatcher)
Lineage: Eukaryota; Metazoa; Chordata; Aves; Passeriformes; Muscicapidae
Gene: ARSK
Product: arylsulfatase family member K
Exons: 9
Coding region: 195-1781 (528 amino acids)
Source: RefSeq, a predicted model, not a curated record